Messenger RNA from Ailuropoda melanoleuca (giant panda), 497 nucleotides. RefSeq names its product ribosomal protein L37 (gene RPL37). Gene Ontology annotation, biological process: translation. The record is from RefSeq and is a predicted model, not a curated record. Gene Ontology annotation, cellular component: cytosolic large ribosomal subunit; ribosome. Bases 152 to 445 code for a protein of 97 amino acids. Gene Ontology annotation, molecular function: RNA binding; structural constituent of ribosome. Lineage: Eukaryota; Metazoa; Chordata; Mammalia; Carnivora; Ursidae. The transcript is spliced from 4 exons.
CCUGUAGACCCCACCCACACUGAGGCUCCGGACGUUUGAGAACGGUGCACAGCGCCCCGCCGGAAGUACUUCCCUAGGCGGAAGCUUCUGAGAACCAUAUAGCGGAAGCACCUCCUCUUCCGGUCUCUUUGGGAUCUGCCGCGGAAACAAGAUGACGAAGGGAACGUCAUCCUUUGGAAAGCGUCGCAAUAAGACGCACACGUUGUGCCGCCGCUGUGGCUCGAAGGCCUACCACCUGCAGAAGUCCACCUGUGGCAAAUGUGGCUAUCCUGCCAAGCGCAAGAGAAAGUAUAAUUGGAGUGCCAAGGCGAAAAGACGAAACACCACUGGGACCGGGCGAAUGAGGCAUCUAAAAAUUGUAUACCGCAGAUUCAGGCAUGGAUUCCGUGAAGGAACAACACCUAAGCCCAAGAGGGCAGCUGUUGCAGCAUCCAGUUCAUCUUAAGGAUUUCAACGAUUAGUCACACAAUAAACAUUCUGUCUGGUUUUAAAAAAUA